AUGAUAGUGGGACUCUUCAGUGCACACGUCCCCGUCUGGUGGCGCCCCGUCCCGCGCGACCACCCGCCACCCGCCCCGCGGCGCGGCGGGACGGGCGGGCGAGCGGGCGGGCGCCUGCGUGCGGCCGCGGCGGCGAUCAAAAGCGGCCGGCGGCCGGCGCCGGCGGUCUCUCGCUGCUGCCCGUCGUCCCGGCCGCAGCAGGGGACCAGCAGCGGCGCGGCGCGCGCCAGCAGCAGCAGCAGCGGUCAGCGGCGGACCGCACCGGCGGCGGACCGGCCGACCGGCGGGCUAGCGGACCAACUGGUGCCGCCGCUCAACUCCAGCACACAGAUGGCGUCCCCUCGUCUGCGUGCCGCCGCGCUGCUGCUCCUGGCUGCGGGCUGCUGUGUCAGUCAGCCGGCGCCCUCCAGGUCAGCGCGACCCCUGCUGACCCGACUACGGCGCAGCUCGUCCAGCCACUACUGUGGCAGCCACCUGGCCAGUAUGCUAGAGCUGGUCUGUGGCGUCAGCAGCGUCGGCAAGCGGGCCAACCAUCCAGGGAACACGCCCGACUACGCUGAAGAGCGGCGCGCUAACGGGCUGGGCGCGUUGGCGCGCGCGCUGGAGGUGCCGCCGUUCGGCAGCCGGGCGCGGCUGCUGGAGCACAUGGACCCACUGCAGAGGGAGUCGCGCUCCAUCCACCCGGGCGGCCCGGACCGCUUCCGCGUCAAACGGCAGGGCAUCGUGUACGAGUGCUGCUUCAACGCCUGCUCCAUAUCGGUGCUGCAGUCCUACUGCAACUCGUAGUGGGCGCCGGCGGCGGCGCUGUGCGCCCUCCGUGUGAUACCAUGUGUUCAGGGGCGGACGGCGGCCGCCCCGAGAGCCAGACGACGGGGGCCACCCCCUCACCGACCACCCGACCUCCUGAGUCCCCCGGGCGGGCGCCGGGGGCGCUGGGUGGCCCGGCGCCUCUCGGUCCCGCGUCCCGUCCCUGCCCUGUCCUCACCACGUCACUCAGCCGGGCCCACGGCACUCGCCGACCGUGGCUCUGCCAGCGGACCCCACCUCCGCCGGACCGACCAGCUGGGCGUGGGGAUCCCACUGCGUUCUGUGAACUCAUUGCGCAACGGCAUCGGUGGGCUGCGUGUCAACAAAGCGAUCAGCCGCGGCACGACCUGCCGCGACCGGUCGGCGGCGCCACCCCUUCCGCCGGCCGUCCCGUCCCGUCUCUGUUGUCCCCCUGUUCGGUUUGCGUCCCCCUCCCCUGUGUGCAUGAACGGCCUAGUCCGCUGUGUGGCCGACCCCGCCGCGCUGGUUUCUGUGUGGUCGAGGUCGGAGCGGAGUCCACCGCCGGCCGAGUCCGACCCCCCCCCCCGCGGCCUCGAGCCGCCGACCCCGCUCGCUGUUCGCUGUCAUGCUCGUCACUGUGCACGAGCCCGUGCCAACUCGCUCUCACCCUGCCUGCUGUCUGAAUGGUCCUCCCGAUGUGUGCGUCCCGCCGUCUGUACGAGCGCCAUCUACCGAGCCACAGACAGAGACAUCUAGCGGCUGUCGCCCGAACUGCGCCAGGGGUACCGACUGCCGGUCAUGUCGUUUCCUAUAUUUGUUCCAUGUCUGUGAUCUGUUGGUGUGCCACUGUGUUGUAAUUUAAAUGCGUACGUUGUACAUUAUAUAUUUUCAUUGAAAAUACAAGGCUGUACCGGAUAUGGUCGGGUGAGCGAGGCCCUGCCAGGGUCGGCGAGAAAGAGGCGGCGGGGCGGGCGGCCCUGGCGAGCGCGAGCGUCCUGAGGAGCUGGGAUCCGACUCUGGGGCUGAGGCCGCCGCGCCGAUCAUAUGGUGUGACCGGGCGGCUGUGCGGGCCGACGAUGUGAACCCGGCGCGAAAUACACGGGGCUGUCCAAUG
This is a messenger RNA of Amphibalanus amphitrite, 1882 nucleotides long. RefSeq lists its product as uncharacterized. Bases 1 to 786 code for a protein of 261 amino acids. The transcript has 3 exons. NCBI's taxonomy places the organism in Eukaryota, Metazoa, Arthropoda, Thecostraca, Balanomorpha, Balanidae. Gene Ontology annotation, molecular function: hormone activity. Gene Ontology annotation, cellular component: extracellular region. The record is from RefSeq and is a predicted model, not a curated record.